GGAGGCCCGGGAGGUGGGCAGGACCCGGCCAGGCAAGGCCCCAGGGCGCACGCCGCCGCCUGGCGGGAUGGACAUCCCAGGAACCCGGCACUGAGCGCAAAGGCGAGCGAGCCUGAGGUUCCCCGCAGGAGCCCAACACUAUUCCUGAGGCCGCGAUGAUCCCUCCAAGUGGAGCCCGCGAGGAUAGCGGGGACGGGCUGACCGGUGAGGCAACGGGCACAGAGCAGCCACCCUCUCCUGCGUCCACUAGCAGCCUGGAAUCCAAGCUCCAGAAACUAAAACGGUCACUCUCUUUCAAGACCAAGAGCUUGCGGAGCAAAAGUGCUGACAACUUCUUCCCGAGAACCAACAGUGAUGUGAAAUUGCAAGCAGAUUUGCUAGCCAAGGCCAGCAUGGGCCCCAGCCCAGGCCCCAACCCAAUGCCCAUCCCCGGAAGCCCUGCAUCUAUGCCCACCAGGGCUGGCCUGCACCCCGGCAGCAACAACAAGGUCCACGCCUUUCAGGAGCAUGUCUUUAAGAAGCCCACCUUCUGUGAUGUCUGCAACCACAUGAUCGUGGGAACACACGCCAAGCACGGACUGCGCUGCGGGGCCUGUAAGAUGAGCAUCCAUCACAAGUGUGCAGACGGCCUGGCACCCCAGCGCUGCAUGGGCAAGCUGCCAAAGGGAUUUCGGCGUUACUACAGCUCCCCUUUGCUCAUUCAUGAACAGUUUGGAUGCAUUAAAGAAGUUAUGCCCAUUGCUUGUGGCAAUAAGGUCGACCCCGUGUAUGAGGCCCUCAGAUUUGGCACUUCCCUGGCCCAGAGAACAAAGAAGUGCAGCUCAGGCAGUGGGUCUGACUCACCCCCCAGAACCUCGACAUCAGAGCUCGUGGAGGUUCCUGAAGAGGCUGAUGGAUCAGGAGAUGGAUCUGACCUCAGGACACGCAGCAACAGCGUGUUCACAUAUCCAGAAAACGGCACCGAUGACUUCGGAGACCAAGCAAAGACCAUAAACCACCAGGGACCUCCUUCCAAAGACCCAUUACAGAUGAACACCUAUGUUGCCUUGUACAGAUUUGUACCCCAAGAGAAUGAAGACUUGGAAAUGAGGCCAGGAGACAUGAUUACUCUGCUAGAGGACUCCAAUGAAGACUGGUGGAAAGGAAAAAUUCGGGACAGGGUUGGUUUCUUUCCGGCCAACUUUGUUCAGAGAGUAGAACAGCAUGAGAAGAUUUAUAGGUGUGUUAGAACCUUCAUUGGCUGCAAAGACCAGGGACAGAUAACACUGAAAGAAAACCAGAUCUGUGUGACUUCUGAGGAAGAACAGGAUGGCUUCAUCAGAGUCCUCAGCGGGAAGAAGAGAGGCCUGGUCCCGCUGGAUGUCCUGGUAAACGUGUGACCGUGGCGGUCCCUCCAAGUGCAGGAGGCCAGCUCCGCUGAUCUCACUGUGUCCACUCAGAGAGUGCCCAGGAAACGGGAAGAACUCAAGACCUGAGACUGUGGUAGCAGUCUGGAAACAGACCCACUGCAUGGCACAUCCAGACUGCCAGAGAGCAGCAUCCCAGAGCUGAGGGCAGCUGGGGGCAGUAAGUGGACCAUAGCCAAGGCUGCCCCAGGACUCAGCUCCCUCCCUACGUGCCUGCGCAAGGCUGGAAUAUGCUCCCGUCAUGGUGUGGUCCUACUGACAAGUUUGGAUCUGAGUAGCCAACUAUCACUCUGGUUCCAGACUAUUUUCCCCAGUGCUAGCCAGUCAACAUCACGGCUCCUGCAGACAAUCAAGAAGGCCAACCUUCCUGUUCCCAACACCCCAGGCCUCACUCCAGCCCCUGCUCAGUUUGUGGAUCUGCUGGCUGGAAUCUUCUUUCUUUCCCUUCAGUCAGGCAGGGCUGAAUGGACACGGUACAAAGAUCUGACUUACUACAGAGAGCUUGCCAAGGAGUCCUUUCUACUUCAGUGACUCACUCAGGUGACAGAGCAAAGUCAGAGGCACAGAACCAAGCAGCAGCAAGAAGUGGGAGUGAGGACAGGGAAAGAGUCCUUACGGAUGGGAUUGUGAAGCCCUUUCAGACGGGGCAUUCUUUCCUAGAGCAGGUGGGGCUGGGAAUGGGAAGAAGCAGAGCGUCUCCAUUUUCAUUUCAUACCCUCUGUAUCAGGAGCAUCAUUUCUUCCCAUGUGCAGCCUGUAGUAUUCCACUGUGGAGGAUGAGUCCACCGUGCAAGGAACCAGGGACAGGGCAGCGCCUCUGAGACAAACAUCUUAAAAUAAAUGUAGCCAAUUUCGACUCCAUUCUUCUCUAGGGCAGCCUUUCUAGCUCCAGCAGGUGUGAGGCAGAAACGAACCUGUGAUGCUUGUCUCUGUGCAGACGGAGGGAACUGGAGCUUAGCUCACAUCACCAAGGGAAAUUGCUCUCGACCUGUACCGAUGUUUACAAGAACAUACCACACUGCGAUGCCUUCCUCCCAAGCCCGGUCCCAGCAUUCAGACCUGCUUCCUAGCAGUCACUGAUAUGUUUAAAUGUGAUUCACAGUGACUUCGAAAUUAACAUUGCUUUGAUUUAUUU
Messenger RNA from Chionomys nivalis (European snow vole), 2540 nucleotides. It is a transcript of the gene Stac, whose product is annotated as SH3 and cysteine rich domain. Bases 156 to 1379 code for a protein of 407 amino acids. Gene Ontology annotation, cellular component: extrinsic component of cytoplasmic side of plasma membrane. NCBI's taxonomy places the organism in Eukaryota, Metazoa, Chordata, Mammalia, Rodentia, Cricetidae. Gene Ontology annotation, molecular function: transmembrane transporter binding. The transcript is spliced from 11 exons. The record is from RefSeq and is a predicted model, not a curated record. Gene Ontology annotation, biological process: positive regulation of protein localization to plasma membrane; positive regulation of voltage-gated calcium channel activity; skeletal muscle contraction.